Molecule: messenger RNA, 3892 nt
Organism: Schistocerca serialis cubense
Lineage: Eukaryota; Metazoa; Arthropoda; Insecta; Orthoptera; Acrididae
Gene: Tsen54
Exons: 7
Coding region: 139-3720 (1193 amino acids)
Biological process (GO): tRNA-type intron splice site recognition and cleavage
Cellular component (GO): tRNA-intron endonuclease complex
Source: RefSeq, a predicted model, not a curated record
UGCAAUUAGAAAGUAGAUGUACCAGCACUGUCAACAAAAUUAUGUUGUGUAUUUGUGUGAAUUAUGUUGUGUGUGUUUAGUGUUUUGCCGUGUGGUAACAACCUGUAAGAGCAGAAAUUAGGAGGAGACGCCUCCGUGAUGUCGCUUGGAUGUAACAAGAUUCUCUCGGCAACUGAAUUGGAACGAUACCGUGUACGUCUGGAGAGAACUCUUCCAGUAAAGGGGAAAAAGGAGUUUGCACCCAGUGGUUCAUGGGUGGAACGGAAGCUGUUGGAGGCUGCACGGGAUGAAAGACAUGCAUUAUUGAAAGAAGAGAGAGUGGAACGCGUUGGCAUCCUCUCAGUAGCAGAAUGGGACGAGAAAAUGAAUGUAGCUGUUGUGACGUACUCAGUUGGGAAACACUGGGAAAACUUUGGUCACCAGCAAGGCCAAAUAAAGUGCCUCAAUCCGGAGGAAGCACUUUUCCUAUUAGAAACAAGUAAUCUGCUGCUACUGCAUAACAAUGUUGGUCUGAGUGUGCAGCAAGGCUAUAACACACUCUUAGGACAAAGGACAGGUUGUACACUGAAUUGUUAUAGAGUGUUCUCUCACUUAGCACGCCAAGGAUUUCGGCUUAAACGUCAUGACGGACCGCUUUUCGUUCUCACAGACUACGAACGACGUAUAGGUCUACAGAGUUAUCUUUAUCCCAGUAAGCGUAGCACUGUGAGCACGCAAGAGCAGCAUAAUGAUCAAAAUGGAGAUUCCACAAAUGCUGAGUUCCAUGAAAACACUAUUAGACAAAUCACUAUGUCAUCUGAAGGAAAUGAUGUUGAGAUAGAUACAAACCACAUUAAAAAACAACAUGCAGAUAUUUUAUCAGAGAGCCAUGUAAAAACUGAAACCAUAAUCCCACAGGUUUCUGAAGAAAAAUCUACAGGUGAUGAUGUAAUAUGUAAUAUUGUUAAAAAUGAAGAUAGUGAGCUUCAAACAGCUCGUGGAUUUGGAUUUUACACAAAUAACACAGUAUCAGACAGUACAGGAGUUUCACCUGGUGUAUCUGAGACUAAUUUUAAAACUGAGAAGCAACAGCUAAGCAGUCCAAAUUCUAAAGGUGACUUCUCAGAGUCACACCAGAGAAUUAAAAAUAGUUCUGAAGUGUUUAUUAGCAAAAAAUCUGGUAAUGGUAGAUUGGUUGAAGACAAUAUUCAUAACAUCAAACAUGAACAAAGUACUGUUGAUUUUUCACAUGUAGCAGUAAAUAAUGAAGAAAAUCAUCAUGAAAAUAAUGUUGUCAUAUGUGACAUCGAAAUGAAGGUAGAAAAUGAUUUGCAGGAGGAUGUUGUAAAGCCCAGAGAGAGAAUUAGUUCAGGAUCUACAUCAACAGAGAGGCCAUCAAAAGACAUAAUAAAAAAAGAGACUAUUCAUACAGAGCGAAACUGUGAUAUUUCAGAAGACAGAAUGGACUCACCCAGCAUUAUUGAAUCAGUAGAGGAAGUACAUGAAGUAGACAAACAUUUAAACACUAGAGAGCCACAAAUCACACAGGAAUCACAUGAGUUAAUAAAAAAGGAAGAUGUAAAAAUAUCACAUGAGGUAUGUCUAAUUAGUGACAGUAGUGUAUCGGGGUUCAGUGAUAUCAUUGUUGACCUUGAGGAACAAGAACAGAACAAAAAUUAUGGCAAAACAUGCCAACCCCCUCUUGUGAAUUUAGUGAAUUAUCAUGAAAACAAAUUGUCUAGUUUUCAAAGAAAAAUGAGAACUCCUCAAGAAGUAGUUAUCGUGGAUGAAUUGCCAGUGUCACCAAGACCGAAAAAGAAUUUAAGACAACCGUGUACUUCUAAUAAUUCUUUGAAGUGUGAGGUAGACAUUACUGACAUUAAUUCAAAAAAAGAUAGUAUAGCCUUAAGGACAUUGAAUCGGAAGACUGCUGAGGGCCAGAAGUCUUUCGUUAAGAAUUCUCUGAAAUGUGAAAUAGACAUAACCGAUGUUAGUUCAGCAGAAGAAAGCAUAGCCGUCUGUCCGGACAUCACUAGUAAUAAAGAAGGGAAUGAUGAUAUUUUAUGUGUGGAUCACAAACACAAAUCAAAAAGGAAACGUCGUAUUUCUCAAAGGAAAUCAUCUGUAAAGAGUGAAAAAUCGUAUGUAGUUGAUGUUGAAACUGAUACUCUUAUGCAUUCAGAUGAUAAAUUGGUUCCAAGAAAGGUAGCUAAGCGUGAAAAGCAAAAAGAAAUGGGUGAAAUAAUAGUUGUCGAUGAUAUCGACACCCAGUGUGAGAAUGAUGAAGCAGUUGUGUUGAAAGAUGAUGACCUGGAAUUAGAAUUGACCAGAUUUUAUGAAGAAAUAACUCUCAUUGAUCUAACAGGUGAAGAUUCCAGGACAAAAACUAGAACUGAAAUUUUGGAUAUGUUUCCUAAUUUUGCUGGUGUGAAGAUUGCUACUGUUAGAGUUCCUCCAUCUGAUCUUUUACCAGAGAAUGUGACACCGUCACAGGAGGAAUAUCAAAUUGACCUGCAAAACCUACUCUCUGACCGGCCAGAUUGGAUUGUGCGCAGACGCCCACAUAGAGGUAGAGAUGCUCACCAACGAUUUAGGCCCAGGAGGGGGUAUUUCCGACGCCAGCAAUAUCGAGGAUCACCUCACCAUCAUAUGGCUGAUGAGAGGCAUUACACUGAUCCACAGGUAAUAUCAGAAGAAUUUUCUCAUAAUGUUCGGAUGGACUAUGAUGGGCAGUCGGUUUCUCGGAACUACUCUAAUCCAUACAACCAUCCGGCACAAGAAAAUAUGCCUUUUGCUGUAAUUGAUACUUCUGGAGAUUUCUCACAUGUAAGAAGGUUUGAACACCAACAAAGAUUUUUUCAAGCACGAUCAAACAAACCAUGGUAUGAAAACACUUGGAACACAGGUCCACAAAGUGAUGCCUUUAUGCAGCAUAGUGAUUCACCUUCAGCUUCUCCUCAACAUUAUGAGCUUAUGAAUGUUGAUAACAGAUUUUCAGGACACCGGCACAAUCAACAAAGGUGGAACAGGAGAUAUCACAGAAACCCAACUAACAGGAGAAAUCCAAGUGGUAGGUCAAAGUUCAGAUCAUUCCAUCAUCCUGCACAACACAGACACACAUCCAGAACAGCCAACUUCCAGGAAGAAACCACAGAAUAUAAUUGGCAAAAUCUUCGUAAUGUGUCUGAAAAUGCUGAAAGUUGGUCAGAUUUUAAGAAGCUGCUUGGUGGCAAAAAUUGCGAAGAGCCUUCAGUGGAAUCAAAAUUAGAAACAUCAGUGAAAGCAGAAGAUGGUGAUGAUGAGGUGGAAGAAGAGGAGCAGGAGGAGGAACAAGUGGAGUCUUUGGAUGAGGAAGCUGAAGAGGAAGAAGUUGAAUGGAAACCAUUACUUCAGCCUUCAGACUGUACAGACAUAGGAUCCAUAUUACAAAAACUAAACAUAUUUAAGGAAAUUCCAUGUGACACGGUUCCAAGUGCACAUUCUGAUACUAAACUGAAAAUAAACUAUGACAUUUAUCUUCCAACAACAAAAUUUAAGAAAUCUUCACCAUGCUUACCGGAUUAUAGGCUGUGCAUAAUUGGAUGUGAAGAGGAAGUUCCAAGUGCUGGACAAAUAUCAUUCUUACUAAAGGAUUUAAAAGAUGAUGUACCAUUACUUUUUGCUGUUGUUGUGCCGGAUUCUGUUGCAUUUUAUCAUUUUGUGAACAUUUCAUUACCUGUGGAUGACUCCUGUCCAAUUUAGUCAAUUUCUGCAGUGUUGCGAUUGUUAUUGUUUGACUGUGGCUGUUUCAGAUGAACUCUAAAUAUACAAAUAUAUUUAAUUACAUUAUUUAUACUUCUUCUGUGGGCCUGACAUGUGAUGAGAAGAAGUUCUGUUAUUUUGAUGUCUCAAAGUACAAAGCUACAAAUCUCCA